AUGGUUGUUCCGCGGUGGUUGAGUGGCGGUGGUGGCGAUGGCGGUGGUUCCGUUGGCGGGGCUGGGGGGCCGGGUGGUGGUGGGGGCGGAGGGAGGCGCAUGUCGCCAGUGGGUCUCUGCCGGCGCCACGCGACGCACGCCGCGCCCGCGCCACUAGCGCUCGCAUUGCUCGGGAGCUCCCGCACGAGAGGCGACCGGGAACACGCCUGUGAAAUCCCCGCUGGGAGUCGAACGCGGUUCCGGGGUCGAAGUCUCGCGCGACGCCCGAGUAGUUGUCAGAUAGAGACGUCAGUUGUCAUCGCCCAACGCACAACGCACAACGCACCCCCGCCACCACCAGCCGGCAGCCGCUCACGAGCUACGAAGCGGGCGCGGCUCGGCGGGGCGCGAGGCUUGGGCGCUCCGGGCGGCGCUGCGGCGGCUGCGAGACGCGUGGCUUGCACAGCGAACAACAACUUG
Molecule: messenger RNA, 459 nt
Organism: Iphiclides podalirius (scarce swallowtail)
Lineage: Eukaryota; Metazoa; Arthropoda; Insecta; Lepidoptera; Papilionidae
Source: the annotation of a GenBank genome assembly